AUGAGGAAAGGAAAAAAAUCCAACCAAACCGAUUGUUAUGAAGAAGCGUCAAUUUCAACCAGCAGUAGUUCUAGUGUUCCAUUGACACCACAAUUAAGGACCAUAGCCGAUUGGGAAGAAGCUGAUAGAAUUCAAGAGUAUCAUUUCAUGCUAAAACAUAUACUUGGAGGUAAUUAUGGAGCACCACUUUCAAAAAUUAUUAAACCAGGAACGCAAGAAUUUCCAGAAGCAGAUGUUUAUGGUAUAGAUAUAACGCCAUCCUUUCCAAACAAGAUAAAACCAAAGAAUUGUUAUUUUCAAACAUGCGACAUACUCGAAGGAUUACCAUUUGAAGAUAAUAGGUUUGAUUACGUUUUUAUGAGAUAUAUGCAUUCAGUAAUGAAGAAACACCAAUGGCCAGCAGUAUUAAAAGAUAUAAUGAGAGUAAUGAAACCUGGUGGAAUGAUUGAAAGUGUAGAGCUUAAUGCGAUUCCGUAUUCAAUGGGCCCAGUUCAUACAGAAUUUGUGACUAGAUGUGGUGAGUAA
This is a messenger RNA of Racocetra fulgida, 525 nucleotides long. NCBI's taxonomy places the organism in Eukaryota, Fungi, Glomeromycota, Glomeromycetes, Diversisporales, Gigasporaceae. The record is from the annotation of a GenBank genome assembly.